Achroia grisella is the source of this 4085-nucleotide messenger RNA. It is a transcript of the gene Sema1a, whose product is annotated as semaphorin-1A. Gene Ontology annotation, biological process: positive regulation of cell migration; neural crest cell migration; negative regulation of axon extension involved in axon guidance. The transcript is spliced from 17 exons. Gene Ontology annotation, molecular function: chemorepellent activity; semaphorin receptor binding. NCBI's taxonomy places the organism in Eukaryota, Metazoa, Arthropoda, Insecta, Lepidoptera, Pyralidae. The coding region runs from base 113 to 2374 and encodes 753 amino acids. The record is from RefSeq and is a predicted model, not a curated record.
UGCCCCCUGCCCGCCAGUCCGCCGCCGGCAGCCGCGCGUCUCGCCCGUUGAUGAAGCGCUGAGCCGCGCGUCGCGAGUGAUCUUCAAGUGAUGUCGACUUGUGACUAGUGCCAUGCUCGUGCUGCGCUGUGCCCUCAUCGCGGCACUCCUUGCCGUCGCCGCCGCCGCCUGGCAGGAGAACGUCAGGCCUAAGGUCUUCGCACAAUUAGGAGUUGACGACACACAUAAGUUCCUGGGGAACGAGACACACACAGACUACUUCAGAUUAUUGUUAAGAGACGGCAAUUAUCUUCUGGUUGGUGGCAGAAAUGUGGUGUACAAUCUCAGUUUAACAGACUUAACGGAACAGCGCCGACUAGUUUGGUACUCGCCGGAGAAUGACGGCAAAAUGUGCGUCGUCAAAGGCAAAGAUGAGGAAAGCUGUCAAAACUACAUCCGUGUACUGGUGUCCCUUGGGCCCGGGAGGCUACUAGUAUGCGGGACAAACAGCUUUCGACCCUAUUGCAGAGAGUACAGCGUACAACGGGAGUCCUAUCACAUGGAAAGGGAGAAGUCCGGACAGGCUGUCUGUCCGUACGACCCGGAGCAUAACUCCACCGCUGUUUAUGCCGAUGGGGAACUGUAUUCGGGUACAGUCGCUGACUUCAGUGGCAUGGAACCUAUUAUAUACCGGGAGCCAUUACAAACAGAGCCUUAUGACUCAAUGACAUUAAAUGCUCCAGAUUUCGUGAACUCAUUGGUGCACGGUAAUUUCGUGUACUUUUUCUUUCGAGAAACAGCUGUGGAGUACAUAAAUUGUGGAAAGUCGGUGUUCUCUCGCGUGGCGCGAGUGUGCCGAGAUGACAGAGGCGGGCCCCACCGCUUCAAGCAAAGAUGGACUUCCUUCCUAAAGUCGCGACUCAACUGUUCCGUCGCUGGCGACUUUCCAUUUUACUUCAACGAGAUUCAAUCAACAACUGAGCUUAUAGAAGGAGUAUACGGUGGGCUCAACGCUCAGUUGAUAUAUGGAACAUUCACAACUCCACCAAACAGCAUAUCGGGGAGUGCGGUCUGCGCGUUCAGCAUGCAAGACAUCGCUGACACCUUCGAAGGCACCUUCAAGGAGCAGAGCGCGAUCAAUGCCAACUGGCUCCCAGUUAAUAGUGCAAAGGUACCAGAGCCUCGUCCGGGCACAUGUCACAAUGACUCGAGACAGCUGCCGGACCCAACGCUCAACUUCAUUAAAGCGCAUGCUUUGAUGGACGAAUCUGUCCCCGCUUUUUUUGGGGAACCAAUAGUUAUAAGGACCAGUUUUCACUAUCGAUUUACGCAAAUCGCUGUAGAUCCACAAGUGAAAACACCAGGAGGCAAAGCAUAUGAUGUGCUAUUUAUUGGCACAGAUAACGGCAAAAUCAUAAAAGCAAUCAACGCCGUUUCGUACGACUCCAAUAAGCGUGCAGUGCCAGUAGUAAUCGAAGAGCUACAAGCAUUCGCAGCUGGUUCCCCAGUGCGGGCACUACGGGUAGCCCGCGCUGGCCGAGACGCUGCCAGGCUAAUAGCCGUAUCUGAUAGAGAAGUCCUCAGUUUGAGGCUGCAUAGAUGUUCCAGUGACAAGAUCAGCUCUUGUUCUGAAUGUGUGGCGCUGCAAGACCCAUACUGCGCGUGGGAUAAGCAAGCAGGUCGUUGCCGAGCGUAUUCUCAUGGUGUCAGUCGCUGGCUUGACGAGAAUUCCUUCUAUCAAAGCGUCAGCACUGGUAGUCAUGCUGCCUGCCCUCACAGUAAAGAUGCAGGCGCCGUAGGUGGUUUAAGUUCAGGGCUUUACGAUGACGCUCGGGAGACUAAAGGAGAAGUAAUCAAUAUAGUACAAGACAAAGAUGGAAAAGGGGGCAGUAAUAACAAUGAAGGGCCGGAAGUGUUGGCGGCAGAUCCCCCGCCGGCGGCGUACUCGGUGGAGACGCUGGCGCUGGCCGUGGCGGCGGGCGCGCUGGCCGCGCUCGGGGCGGGCUUCGCGGCCGGCUACGUCUGCGGCCGCCGCUGCAAGAAGGACGACGACGACAACAUGCCCUACCCCGACACAGAGUACGAGUACUUCGAGCAGAGGCAGAAUAUUAACAGGAUUCAAGCAGAGCCGAAGCUGCUCCAACAAGUAGAAGAAGUAACGUACGCUGAGCCGGUGCUGGCGCCGCAGCCGAAGCCGGCGUCCCCCCGCGCCACGCUCCGCAAGCACCCCCCGUACCACCCCCACCACGAAACACUGUUCCAGUUCCAGCCCGACGCGUACAGACGCGACAACUUCGGAACACUCCGCUCUCAUCAGGUUAAUGGCGAUGGGUACAGGCGCGGCAACGACAAUGGCUUCUCGACCACGCGCUCAGUGAAGAAAGUGUACCUCUGAGAAACAAGCGGGGCGGACGCGCGCGAUCAAAUGCAUCACCAUAAACAUAAUACGCACCACCAUCAUACGUUGGUGUCACAGCGCAGCAGCGGCUCGGGUUCAGGGUCAGCGAGCGGUGGCGGGUCGUCGUCGUCGCCGUCUCCGCCGUCGUCCUCGCCGUCACCGUCGGGUGAGCGCCCCCCCACCCCGCCGCCGCCCGCGCCGCAGCCAUGCGCCUACAUCUACCGCAACUAGCGCGCCGCCCCGCAUUCCCCUCACUGGCACGAGUUACUCGCCCCUGUACUCUAACGGACUAACACACUGUUCUAAAUUUAAAAAUGACAUUAUGGACGAUUAACAUUCCAAAUUCGAAAGUGCAUUGUUGUUAUAUGAAUGGCAUUGAAGGUUGCUUUCCCUGAAUCGAAUGAUGACCCUCCCAAUAGUUAAUGUUUCGUGGUAACGACUACGUACAAGAAUGUUGCCUAUUACAUAGUAAUUAAAGUCCAUUUCACAAGCGCACCUCCCGAGUCACUGUUGGGUGCGCUUACAAUGGCACGAAGAUAUAUGAUGUGGAUACUAAAAUAUAGGUCACGAAACUGAAUGUGAUCAGAUACUCUCUUCCAUUGAAUAAAUAUAUACGUACUGGUGAUAAUCCACAAACUUAAUUGAUCGUAUCACGUGAUCAGGAGAAAUGUGACAAAAAUAUGUAUUUUUUUUAAAAGACGGAACAAUAUUAUCGAUUGAUGUAUGUAAGAUGAAUAAUGUAACAAAUUGUAGAUUGUUUAGACUAUACAUAGUUUACAAAUAAUUUAGGUGAAAAUAUAAGUUUUUGUUGGUAACAUGUUGAUGAAUAGUUAAUAUGAAACAGUGUCGCUCAUUGCAGAUUUUAUAUUCACCUAACAUACUUCCUGCCCUAUGGUACAAGAGCUUUGUACACCUAUUCCAUUGUUAUAACCCACGUCAACUGUUUUUGUAGAUAGGUAUAAAAGCUGUACUAUUAUAAAAACUGUAAUGAGGGCAUAUGUCGCUUUUUUACAUACCUACUAUUUGUAGUAUUACGUCAUUAAUUAUAGGAAUGAUUCUCUUAUUCUAAAGUUCUAGCAGUAUAAUACGAGUAUAACUCGACAACACUUAUAACGACACCCGUUGUAAACAUAGUUCGAAGCAAGUAUAUUUCGUUUUCAUGAGAAAUAUUACACGAGUGCAAUUAUUAGUGUUGUCGCGUUAUUACUAGAAUAAACGACGAUUAUAACGUUAUAGUUGAAACCAAUGAACAUUAUGAAACACAAAAUAUGAUAUAAAUUAUAUUUACCAUGUAUAAAUGAUAUAUAAAGUUCUGAUACUUAUUCAUUCAUUAAAAAGUGCUUCUUAUGGGUGUAUUUAGAUUAUUAGGAGAUCGUUUUGAUAAUUAUUCGAUAAUGUUAUAGAUUUAGCGUUUAUGUAUACAUAGAUACAUAGGAUAUAAGAGGGCACUGUGAUGCCACAUUGCCAAUUUAGAUUGUUGGUGCAUCAUAGUAAGGUUACGACGUGUAACUGUGAUCAUUGUGUACAUACAUUCUGUAACACUAAAAACAUUUCCUUUCUAAUCUACUGUUGAUUCUAAAUUUAAAUUUCCAGAAAAGUGGGCCAAACGUUAAAACUCCUUUCUCGAUAAAACAUAGGUUCCUGUUGCUAUUUUAUAUCGUAAAAGAGAUACUCAUGUCUUUCCUAAAAAAAAGCUAACUCGUUUGUA